CAUAAAAAAACCCCCCAGUUCCCGUAGCCAGCCAGCCAGCCUCCAUAGAGUGAGAGAGUGUGUAGGGGCAGUGGAGGGGAGAGAGAGAGAGAGAGAGAGAGAGAGGAGUAGUCCCCAAUGUGCACCACUGAGCCGACUCGCCCGGGUUCUCGGCCGGCGGCGCCCGAGCCGGAAUGCUCCAGAUCCAGCUCCUCCUCCUCCUCCGCCGCGGCCGGGGCCGGGUCCUCCUGGAUCGCGGAGUCCAUCCAAGGCGGCUCCCUCCGCCACGUGGACCUGCACACCGGGACCAAUGGCUGGGCCUCCCCUCCCGGAAAUGUCUUCUCCCUCCGCUCCAAGCACUACUUCAGCAAGCGCCAGAAAUCCCCUGCCGGCGACUACCUCCUCUCCCCCGCUGGCAUGGACUGGCUCAGGUCCACCACCAAGCUCGACAACGUCCUCGGCCGCCCCGACAACCGCGUCGCCCUCGCCCUCCGGAGGGCCCAGGCCUCCGGGCGCUCCCUCAAGUCCUUCAUUUUCGCCGUCAACCUCCAGGUCCCCGGGAAGGACCACCACAGCGCCGUCUUCUACUUCGCCGCCGAGGACCCGAUCCCCGUCGGCUCGCUCCUCUACCGCUUCAUCAACGAGGGGGACCCGUUCCGGAACUCCCGGUUUAAGAUCGUGAACAGGAUCGUGAAGGGGCCCUGGAUCGUCAAGAAGGCGGUGGGGAACUACAGCGCUUGCCUCCUCGGCAGGGCAUUGACGUGUAAUUACCACCGGGGGGAGAACUACUUCGAGAUUGACGUCGACAUCGGGAGCUCGAAGAUCGCGAGCGCUAUCCUCCACCUCGCCCUGGGGUACGUGACCAGCGUGACCAUCGACAUGGGGUUCCUCGUGGAGGCGCAGGCGGAAGAUGAGCUCCCGGAAAGGCUGAUCGGGGCGGUCAGGGUGUGCCAAAUGGAGAUGUCGUCGGCCCAGGUGGUGGAAGCUCCCUCCCACGCGCCGCCUCACGCGCGCGGCCACGGGAUUUCCUCUAGGGUCAACCACCACAUGUCCGGGGACGACGGAGACGACGACAACGACCAUUAAUAAGGAAACAAAACCUCAGCACUUGGCAGGAGAUGGGUGUACUUCCAUGAUGGGAAGCGGCAUAAAAGCACCAAUCAUCUCGGGAUUUCAUCCUCGAAUUAGCGGAUUCCGACAGUGCCACAGCUCAUGGUUGGUGCUGUUGCUUUAUGCCCACUGGGUAUGAGUGGGACGACCGCCUGGUAGCUUUCCAUUUCAAAUGGGGAAUGAACGAACGAACGAACGAACGAUUUGAUAGUUGUAGAUAGCUAAGUUCAUUAAAUUGCAAAUAACAGUGACAUUUUCUUGAUGAAGAAAGGAAGUGUCUUUUUCCUUCUCCCUUGCUGUGAUUUCCACAGCAAUUGCAGUUCUAUCUUCUUGUCAUGAAAGAGAAAGGAAGGCGACAUGCUUGAUUUCA
Molecule: messenger RNA, 1459 nt
Organism: Punica granatum (pomegranate)
Lineage: Eukaryota; Viridiplantae; Streptophyta; Magnoliopsida; Myrtales; Lythraceae
Source: RefSeq, a predicted model, not a curated record